GUGAACCUGCCACACGGCCUCUCAUCUGCCAACACCUUCUCCUCUGCCUCCAGCAGCACCCGCCUCUGCAGCCAGGAGACCACCCCAGCCGCCCGGCCUCACCCAUGGGGAACAGCAAAAGCGGGGCCCUGUCCAAGGAGAUCCUGGAGGAGCUGCAGCUGAACACCAAGUUCACAGAGGAGGAGCUGUGUGCCUGGUACCAGUCCUUCCUGAAGGACUGUCCCAGCGGCCGCAUCACGCGACAGGAGUUCCAGAGCAUCUACGCCAAGUUCUUCCCCGAAGCCGACCCCAAGGCCUACGCCCAGCAUGUGUUCCGAAGCUUCGACGCCAACAGCGACGGCACCCUGGACUUCAAGGAGUAUGUCAUCGCCCUGCACAUGACCUCCGCGGGCAAGACCAACCAGAAGCUGGAGUGGGCCUUCUCCCUCUACGACGUGGACGGCAACGGAGCCAUCAGCAAGAACGAAGUGCUGGAGAUCGUCAUGGCUAUUUUCAAAAUGAUCAGUCCCGAGGACGCGAAGAACCUUCCAGAGGAUGAAAACACCCCAGAGAAGCGAACCGAGAAGAUCUGGGGGUUCUUUGGAAAGAAAGAUGAUGACAAACUCACGGAGGAAGAGUUCAUCGAGGGGACCCUGGCCAAUAAGGAAAUCCUGCGACUGAUCCAAUUUGAGCCUCAAAAAGUGAAGGAAAAGUUAAAGGAGAAGAAACCCUGAUGCCAACUGCACAGCCCUGUCCCCCUCACCCCUUCCCCCGCCGCGCACAGAAACCCGGGCAUGCGCACACCUCCCCAGGGGCCAAGGGGGUUUCCCAGGCCUUAGCGUCCCUCCUGUUCCUCCCAGCCACCUCCUCUCUCUUGCCCGCUCCUUGGGGCCUCCGUGAUAAUCCCAGGAUUGGGUCGCUGGAGUCCUACCAACCCUCCCCCACCCCCCCACCACCGUGUAAGCUCCUUUGUGGUUUGCUGGGUAAGCAGGUUCCAAUAAAUGCGAGAGGAGCUGGGCACACA
Molecule: messenger RNA, 1003 nt
Organism: Leopardus geoffroyi (Geoffroy's cat)
Lineage: Eukaryota; Metazoa; Chordata; Mammalia; Carnivora; Felidae
Gene: RCVRN
Product: recoverin
Exons: 3
Coding region: 105-713 (202 amino acids)
Molecular function (GO): calcium ion binding
Source: RefSeq, a predicted model, not a curated record